AUGCUCUACGCCGCAAUGAUCGCCAUUGACGGACAAUACUCAAACGACACGAGUACGAAGCAUAACGCGAGGAAGCUGCACGACACGUGCGUCAAGUUGCUCGAGAAAGUAGCUGAGCCUGACCGUCUGUGCGACUACCAGGCAGUCUUCCUAGUAGAGGUGCUCUCUCAAUAUCGCGCACGACGUGCUGCAAAAACAUUGUCUCCUAGAUUCGGCACGCUCUAUCAAAAGGCGGCCGAAGAAUGUACACGCGUAUCGCCGGAGCUUACCAGCAUCGUCCUUUCUCUCGAGCAACCCGAGAACGUCGUUUUCGGAAACUGGAUGCGAUGGGUUGAGCGUGCCGCUAUGUUUCUGGCACGCGAGCCACAUGAAUCGCUGUUUCGACAGGAGGGCGUCGACCUCCCCUUUCCAGCUCAUAGCUUGGUGUGGGAUGCGACGACACUUGACGACUGGGCUGUUGCAAUUCAGCAACACGCUUCAUCACCACAACGCGUCUUCGAGGUCACGCAAGUACCUGUACUUGUACCCUGCGACCCUUUCCAGUCUUCCAUUCUGAUCGCAGUGUUCUACAACCGGUCUGAGAUUGCUUCGCCGUAUAUCAAUGCGCCGGUCACUGAAGACAUUGACCACAUUCUCGAUCCUUCAUUCACCACCAAGCAGAGGCUUUUGACAGCGAAGUUGCUGCAAGUGACUCCAAUCCGCGCGUUGUUGGCAGUAUCUGGCGAAUCUUGGAUUCUGUUCGAGAAGGUACCUUCUCAACAGGCUCAGAUCAUAUUCAAAACGACUUUGCGUGCUUGGAUCAACCAGAUCUGGUCCGCUCCCGAAGGCGCUUCGCCGACUGUAUCCAGCAAAGAAGCCGUGCGGCUUGCCAUACAAAUUCUACAUAUGGCGCUAGAGGAGCAGCCAGAGGAUUCCGAGCUUAACAUGGGCUCAGACAUGGGCGUUUACUUUGCAGCUCUUGUUCUCUGGGCAGCUACUACUGCAGGAUCCUCCCGGAAGACCGACGAGUUUUAUCAACCACGAGUCAAUGCUGGUAUCGGCCAAGCCGCAUCCACUGACGAGGUCGUUCCCGCUUCCAAACGCCGGCGGUAUGCAGAUGAGUUUGCCAAGCACAAUGCCUAG
Parastagonospora nodorum SN15 is the source of this 1122-nucleotide messenger RNA. RefSeq lists its product as hypothetical. The transcript has 5 exons. The coding region runs from base 1 to 1122 and encodes 373 amino acids. Lineage: Eukaryota; Fungi; Ascomycota; Dothideomycetes; Pleosporales; Phaeosphaeriaceae. The record is from RefSeq and is a predicted model, not a curated record.